AUGACCGAAUGCAUCAAACUUUGCGCCAGCAACAAGUACAAUGACAAACGCGUCGCUUAUCUUGGACUAAUGAUUCUUGUUGACGAAACCGAAGAGAUUUUAAUGCUAAUGACUAACUGCCUCAAGCAAGACCUUCACAACGACGAACUUCAGAUUGUCAGCCUCGCACUUAACGUUCUUGGCGAUAUCGCCAGCGUGGAAAUGGUCCGAGAUCUACUUCCGGAGAUCGAGAAGCAUUUGCUCUCUCAAAACCCAUAUAUUCGAAAGAAGGCCGUUCUCGCCUCAGUGAGGGCAGUCCGAAAGUUGUCUCAGGAAGAGACAACUAACAUUCUUCACCAUAUGCCACACGUUCUGGAUACAAGCUCUCCGGCCGUUCAUAUAUCCGUUACCGCAUUGGUUGCAGCUCUAUGUAGGCAGAGUACCACAAAUAUUGUAGAAUUGCGAUCGUCUGUUGCACCGAUUUUGCUUAACAUCCUUCGAGAGCACCUCUUGAAAAAGGGAAGGGGCUCAGGAAUAGAAACGGUCAUUGGAGGGGUGCGCAAUCCCUUUCUACAAGUCAAGAUCAUUGCAUCUCUUCGCUUGCUCUUUGAAUCUAGUCCUCCCAGCGAUCUUACAGAACACCUUUCUGAUGUCCUAGCACAAGUUGCGGCUAACACACAGACGAAGAAGGUGGCCGGAUGCGCAGUGCUAUACGAAUGUGUCAGGACGAUUGUGUCAGUGCAAACUGAUCCUUCACUGCGUGUUCUUGCGGUCGAGACGUGUGCAAAAUUCCUUACCCAUAGGGAACCAACCGUACGAUACAUUGCAUUACAAGAAUUAACCACGAUUAUUGAUGCGGAUGGGAUUGGUGUCUUAACACACGUAAGCGGAUUGAAGGAGAAGGUUUUAGGAGCGAUGCGAGAAGCAGACCCGACAGUACGGAAAAGGGCAGUAGAAUUGGGGUACAGGAUUGCAGAUGGCACAAAUAUUGAGGAGAUGGUGGAAGAACUGCUAGCCUACAUUACCAAGAGCAAUUCUCACGAGGCCAAAGAGGAUGCCUGCUGGAAGAUAUUUAUGCUUGGUGAUCGUUUUGGCUCGUCGGAUGUUUGGAAGGUCGAGAAGUUUGUCAGAGCUUUGAGUUCGGCAGACCUAUCCAUGCCAGAAGACAUAAUUACUUCAUUCAUUGCACUUAUUUCUGCAAAUCCGGAAGUUCAAGGACAUGCUGUACUCACCCUAUUUACAGAGGCAUUGGCACCAAAAAUGAUGGGUGGAUUACACGAAGAUGUGGAUCCUUUUCAAGGCUCGAGAUCGUCGAAUAUCGUACCGGAAAACGACAGCGGAUCAACAGCUACUAGUCUCAGAAAGCCACGACUAGAAAGGGUUGCUCUGUACGUUUUGGGUGAGCAUGCCGAAGUUACACCGAGUAUCGGAUUAGACAUCCCCGUGGUUCUAAAUGCGUUCGCAGAGAAGUUGCAGGCGAGUGAGGUCACUGAUGAGCCAUGGAUGAAUACGUAUAAGCCCGAGUACUUGACAGAAAACAGAAUCUUGGGAGAGACUGCCCUGACUGGACUGGUGAAAUUUGCGGCUAGAGCAGUGUGUGGUGCAUCGAGUGAUAUGCCGGAGUCGAACUCGAUUUUAGCCUUGGCGGGACCUGAACACGGACCUGAUAAGGACCCGCUGCAGUCGCUUCUCGCAAUCACCGCCCCGCCAAAGCGAAAAGCAAAUGAGGACCUUGGGUUGGGAACGGAUUUGUUGGCAGAGCUCGGCCUUGACGACAAUAAGCCAAAAGCCCUUCAAGCAGGCCCUAGUUCUGCUUUGGUAACAACACCCGAUCUGCUUGGCUCUUCUCUGUCAGGCAACUCAGGUGCAUUGGUGUCGCUUGGACCUGAGGCGGACGAAUCUGCAAAUCCUAUUGUCAGUCGGGUUCGGCAGAUACUGUUUGAACGAGCGCGUUCGACAGAUCUCGAGAUUCAGCAACGUGCUUGCGAGUAUUUAAUGCUCCUGAACGAUGGUUCGAUAUCAUUAUUAGCAUCUGCUAUGGCUCCUAUGCCUCCCCUGGACUUUGAGAGUGUCAAGGAGAGAGCGAGGCAGAGGAAGGAGAUGCGCACAGCGAUGCCUAAACCGCAAGCGGAAGGGCAGGGUGGACUUCUUCUGGAUUUGCUUGGUGAUGGUGGCGCUUCCGGGGAAGAACCACUGGGAUUACCAGCCAGCGGCGGUGGGGACUUUCUUGCUCUUCCAUCAUCGCAAUCAAACGCGAACGGCACUGAUGAUAUGACGUUGGAGGACAUUAUGGGGGGACCUUCGCAAAGUGUGCUGCCCGGACCCAGUCAGAACGUUGGAUUCGAUCUUGAGUCUUUAGGUGCGGUGCCGACAGUCUCACUUGAGGCUCAAGCAUCAGCAAGUGGAACGGGAGGUGGCUCAGGCAAUGCUGCGAUACUUUCCACCACAAUUUUUGAAUCGGGCUCGUUGCACGUGUCUGCGCAAUUUUACCGUGAUGAUUCCCCGAAAAGCGAGGAGAUUCUUCUGGAGCUCUCGUUUGCAAACAAAACAGAUUUCUCUAUGAGCAGUUUUGUCUUUCUCCUCGCCGUACCGAAAUACAUGAAGUUGGAUAUGCGCCCAGCUAGCGCCUCGGACAUUGCAGCAGGAGGAAAAGCUUCACAGGCCGUUGUUCUGUCCAACUCUUUACAAGGCCAUAAGCCAAUUCAGUUACGUUAUAGAGUGGAAUACGUUAACGACAGCACUGCCGAACACGUGCAAGAACAAGGGAUUGUCGCCGGUCUGGAAGCUUUGUAAGUCUGCAAGUAAAACUGCAAAUCUAUAGUCGUCGAUCAUUUACAUCAGUAGUGCACAGGCGGAACGUCUCGCGUUUGCCCUGGCAUUAUUGGAGGAGAGCAAGCGCCGACGAAAUAUUCGACGAUGUUACCCGGAAGCUCUUGCAGAACAGCGGCUCCAAGGCUUUCAGGAGGUGCUGUUUCAUAAUCCCUGAAUGCAACAAAUUGACAAAUGUCUGCAAAUAUGUAAACCAAGAACAAACCCGAGAAAAACAGAUCGAGAUAAAACAAACUCUAGAUUAGCAUUUU
Messenger RNA from Chondrus crispus (carragheen), 3059 nucleotides. Its product is annotated as AP-1 complex subunit gamma. Gene Ontology annotation, cellular component: membrane coat; Golgi apparatus; AP-1 adaptor complex. Gene Ontology annotation, biological process: receptor-mediated endocytosis; Golgi to vacuole transport; intracellular protein transport. Gene Ontology annotation, molecular function: clathrin-cargo adaptor activity. The transcript is spliced from 2 exons. The record is from RefSeq and is a predicted model, not a curated record. NCBI's taxonomy places the organism in Eukaryota, Rhodophyta, Florideophyceae, Gigartinales, Gigartinaceae. Bases 1 to 2772 code for a protein of 923 amino acids.